AUAAAGGGCGAGGUUAAAUGCAUUUUUAAUGGCAAUGUCUGAGACCAAGGCAAUGUCUGAGACUAAGGACUAGAAAACACUCACAGUUCAUUAACAAUGGCCAGCUAUUAUAGACGCAAAAAGCCGGACACGGUAUUUCUGAAUGCCAAUCCCAUAAACAGCAGCAAUGCACAGGCCUAUCUCCAAGGUGUGCGGAAAUAUUCGAUUGGACUUGCCGAACGCUUGGACAGUGGCUAUCAGAAACCAUCCAAUGAUAGGAAACGCAGCUCCGUGACCACAGUGGACUCGCAAAGUCUCGGCACUUUUACGCCCAGUGUUUUCUAUCGCAAUAUUGCACCUGUGAAUUGGUUUCUGCGGAUCAUUGGUGUCCUGCCCAUAGUGCGAAGUGGCCCAUCCCGGGCCAAAUUCGCUUUAAAUACGGCUCCUUUUCUCUACUCGGUUAUUUUCUUCACUCUGCUGGCGUGCUAUGUGGGCUAUGUGGCUAAAAAUCGUAUUCAUAUUGUCCGCUCUCUCAGCGGCCCCUUCGAGGAGGCAGUCAUUGCCUACUUGUUUCUGGUCAACAUCCUUCCAGUUAUGGUCAUUCCCAUUCUCUGGUGGGAGGCAAGGAAGAUAGCGCGUCUGUUCAAUGACUGGGAUGACUUCGAAGUGCUCUACUAUCAAAUUUCGGGGCACAGUUUGCCGCUAAAUCUGCGCCAGAAAGCGAUCUACAUUGCCAUCGGUUUGCCGAUUAUCUCUGUGCUAUCGGUGGUCAUCAUUCAUAUGACCAUGUCGGAUUUGAAUCUGAAUCAAGUGGUGCCCUACUGCAUACUGGACAAUUUGACAGCGAUGCUCGGAGCAUGGUGGUUUAUAAUCUGUGAGGCAAUUAGCACAACUGCUUAUCUUCUGGCCGAACGAUUUCAGAAGGCUCUCAAGCACAUUGGUCCCGCUGCCAUGGUGGCCGAUUAUCGUGUCCUGUGGCUACGUCUGAGCAAACUGACUCGCGACACUGGGAAUGCUUUGUGUUAUACUUUUGUUUUCAUGAGUCUCUAUCUGUUUUUUAUCAUUACACUGUCAAUUUAUGGACUGAUGUCGCAACUGUCGGAGGGAUUCGGCAUCAAGGAUAUUGGCCUAACCAUAACGGCACUAUGGAACAUUGGAUUACUCUUCUACAUCUGCGAUCAAGCCCAUUACGCAUCGGUGAAUGUGCGCACGAAUUUCCAGAAGAAACUCUUAAUGGUCGAGCUAAAUUGGAUGAAUAUGGAUGCUCAGACGGAGAUUAAUAUGUUUUUGCGAGCAACCGAAAUGAAUCCAUCGAAUAUCAAUUGUGGCGGCUUCUUUGAUGUAGAUCGCUCGCUCUUCAAGGGCCUGUUGACCACAAUGGUCACCUACUUGGUGGUGCUUCUGCAGUUCCAGAUUAGCAUUCCAACGGACAAGGGCGACGGCGACGGAGAUGGCAAUGCAAAUAUGACCGUCAUCGAUUUAUUAAUGGAUAGCAUGAAUAACGACAUGACCGUGGUUGGACACUCAAGCACCACCCCCGGCACCACCGCAGCACCCACGACUACCACAAAUACCACAACAACACCAGUAAACCGUUCUGGGGGGCGUGGCCGAAAGGGCUGAAAUGGGUCAAGGUAAAGGCUAUAUUAAAAGAUAAAAAACAAAUAAAACGUG
Messenger RNA from Drosophila grimshawi, 1653 nucleotides. It is a transcript of the gene Gr63a, whose product is annotated as gustatory and odorant receptor 63a. NCBI's taxonomy places the organism in Eukaryota, Metazoa, Arthropoda, Insecta, Diptera, Drosophilidae. Gene Ontology annotation, biological process: sensory perception of taste. The record is from RefSeq and is a predicted model, not a curated record. Gene Ontology annotation, molecular function: sweet taste receptor activity. The transcript is spliced from 3 exons. Bases 97 to 1602 code for a protein of 501 amino acids. Gene Ontology annotation, cellular component: axon; membrane; dendrite.